UCUUUGGACCAGCCAGAAUGUCAGAUUCUGUCAAACAUUCGUACAAUUUUUCAUCGGAAUUAAAGUGAAUUAUCAUUGUAAUUAUUAUCUAAUUUCUCGUCACGGUUAACCAGAAAUAAACCUUGUUGUUUGUUAUCGUUGAUUGUUAAAAAGUUUCGCGUUAUAAGACGAUAACGAAGCGCCAUGUUGAAGAAAUUCGGUGUGCCCCCAGGGGAAUAAGCCAUUUUAUGAUAAAGCAUUAAUAUUUCGUGGUUAGCGUGUAAUUUCGUAGUUAUGACGUGUUAGUGCAUUAUAGGAUUACAUUGAGGCGUAUUUGUUAUAUAUAACAAGAUGGACAUGACGGACCACGGCAUGGCGGGGAUGAACCUCACGAUGGACGGCAUGGACUACAAAAUUGACGGCGGCAUGAAGAUGGAGGGAGCGGAUGUGUCCCAACAGGGAUCUAUGUCCUCCAUGUCACAAUUCCCAACUUUGAACCUCCUCCCGCCACUGCCACCACAUCUGGUGCAAUCGGAAUACGCUCCGCUGCCGGAAAAUUUGCCAAAAACUGAACCCACCACGGUCCCAGAACUCCCGUCUUUACCAGUUCACAUGACGCAAUCCGAGUCAAAACCUACCAAGUAUAUAAGCGUGACAAGCGACGAGUUGACCGACGAACAGAGGCAGAUGUACGAGUCCGUACUCUCUACGUGGAAACCGGUGUUGUUCCCCAAAACAGUGAAACGUUACAUCUGCGAGAAAUGCAACAAGGAGUUUAAGAAUUACCAAAACCUCUAUUUGCACACCACUCGGGUCCAUUCUACUGAAGAUUCUGCCGUCUUGUGCGACAGAUGCGACAAGUCGUUCAAGAAUAAGCAUUAUCUGUACAUGCACAGAAUGAAUAAGCAUUAUUCGGAGUCGGAGAAAUGUUAUUGUCAGUUCUGCCUGCAGGAGUUUCGCACGAGACGCGCUUUACACAUGCACGUGAAGAAGGUUCAUCCCAACACGCUCCCAGAGAUCAAAUGCCCCGAGUGCGGCAAAGAGUUCAACGUGCCCUACAAAUUGAAGUAUCACAUCGAACGCGUACAUCGCGCAGACAGAGAAAAGUACAAAUGCCAUCUCUGCCAAAAAUUGUACAAAAGCAAUUUGAAUCUGAACAGGCACAUGCAGUUCCAACAUUCACACGUCGAAAGACACCCGUGCGUGUUCUGCGACAUGACGUUCAAGUCUCGUCAUCACAUGAAACGCCACAUCCUGAACAUUCACCCGCCGUUGGAGUCCAAGGUGACGUGUCCGGAAUGCCUGAAGGAGUUCAAAAACGAUCAGUAUCUUAAAGAGCACAUGCAAAUCCACACGCCAGCCGACACGAAGGUCAAAUGCGAGUUGUGCGACAAGUUUUUCCAUUCGGCGAUACGCCUCAAAAAGCACAAGAAGAUCGUCCAUCCGUCGAAGCCUAAGAUUCGUUGUGAGAAAUGCAACAAAGAGUUCGCGCACGCGCAUUAUUUGCGGCGUCACAACAACUCUGUCCACGUGGACGUUGACGAGAAAAACUAUGAGCACCAAUGCGGGCUGUGCGGCAAGAAGUUCAAGUUGCAACGUUAUUUGAACAAUCACUUGCAGAGACAUGAACAACAGCAUUUGAAGAGGAUCUCGCAGAUGGUCAAGACAGUCAUGAAUGAGGACGGCAAGGAGGUGAAGGUGAAGCAGCGGGGGAGGCCGAAGGGUAAGAAGAAUUCUAAAAAGGUAACGAAGGAGAUCGAGUUCAUCAAGUGUGAACCUGUGUCGAGUUCGGAAUCCGAAACUGAGGAGUCGAGCGAAGAGGAAUCUGACGAGUCGGAGUAAAGAUGUUUCUUUUAAUCUUCGUACAAAUGAUAAUGUGUCGUGCAAUGAAAAUAAUUUCAUGAAAGCAAAAAAAAAUUUUCACUAGUACAUUUGAUCUGUUUUAGUGAGGCAUAGGUCUCAUAUCUUUGCCUCACUAAAAUGAACUAAAAUCAAUGAAGGGAAAGCCUAAAUAAAAAUAAUUAAGGCAAGUAUAUUAUAAAUCAGCACUUUCAUGACUAGAAAUAUUUUAAAAUCUAGAAGAUGAACUCUCCAUUUGGCAUUUUGCAAAGUUGACAUUAUAAGAUGAAACGUUUCUGUAUUUAAAUUGGCGGCAUAUUUGCCGACCAAUCAAGUCUGCAAUGAAUAGAGUGCUCUGAUUGGCUAUUUCGCCGAGGCACAUAGUUUAUGGGAAUCCUUACUAAUAUACGAUGAAAGAUCGUAUGAUAGUAGCGUAGAUUUUUUUUUCAUUUAUCAUUUUACUUAAAAAGCAAAUCAAAAUACAUCUUUUGUCUAUGUUGAACGUUUGUUUUUUGAUACGUGGGCUGCAGAAAAAAAAAUUAAGUCAAUAAAAAAUAUUUUAAAAAAGUAGGUGAUAAUAUAAAAAUAUUUCAAAAUUCUUAUAAAUUUUUUAUAUAUCUAGUGGCUACGAAUUUUGAAUAUUAUUUUUUAUUUUGCUUAAAACGAAAUUGAGAUUCGUAUAAAACAUUCAUAAGUAAUAUAUAUCGUGGGAUUUAACAAAAUUAAGCUAAUAAAAAAGAUUAAAUUACAUCACAAAGAAAUGAAUAAUUUAACAAUGAUACAUGAUAGCAAAUUUUUUUAAAUACUUAGUAAAAUUAAAGAGUAAAAAUCGUGAUGCAAGUUCAAAAUAUUUCGCACUUUUUUACCGUGCUCGUUUUUGAUAAGAUUAAAUAUUACAUAAAAACUUAAGUUAUGCACGGUAGUGAAUUUUCGGUAUUUAAAAUGUAUGUCUUUUGAUAAGAUAUGGUCUAGUCGAAAUAUUUUGAAAUAACUUUACUUGACGUACAGUUAUUCCUAGCUUCGAAAGCUAUUUUUUUUCCACUGGGUCGAAAGUUUUACAUGUCAGCGCGCCCUCGCAAGCUUGGAUCCCCAAAAUACGAUUCGUAUUUCUCUGCUAGUGACGUCACUUAUGAAAUUCACCUGUGGCCACUAUUCCUAAAUUCUUGGUCAAGUUUGUACACGAAACGACUCCCGUCUGACCUCAGCAACCCUUGCAGGGGAACCUGACCCGUGUUGGAUCGAUCAUGGUCACACAUCCAGUUGCCUGAAUGUGCAGGUUUCCUCACGAUUGUUUCCCUCACCGUAAGAGCAUCAGUUAUAAAUCAAACUGAUAUUCAAAAGAACACAGCCGUGGUUCCCGCAAGACGUGGCGGUACCAGCUUACCAUUAGCAGAUACAUACAUACAUACAUAAAAUCACGCCUCUUUCCCGGAGGGGUAGGCAGAGACUACCAGAUUAUUAUUAGAUUAGCAGAUCGAUUAAUUAUUAUUCAUUUUAACUGCUGCUAAAAGUUGUUAACAGGCAAAUAAAAUAGAAAUAAACAGAUAACUUUCCAAAGGGUUACACUUUUAAUGAAAUUUUGGCAAAUUAAAAGUAAUAUUAUUAUAACAGUAAAGGAAAUUUCUACUAAACUUUAUAAAAGUCAAAUAGGUGAUUAUUAUUUUCCUCAAAAUAUUUAUAUUUAAUUUUUACUUACCAAUAUUUACAAAGUUGGUAUAUUAUUAAUAAAUAUAUGUACAUUUGCUGUAAAAAAGAGGUAAAUUUUAUUAGAUAAUUACGGUAUAUACAAGCAAUGAGCAGUUGUAAACAAAUAAUGGAUUUUUGUUCAAUAUUUUGUUACGAUGAAGAAGUUGGAAGUUUGUCAAGAGACAUGUUUAAGAAUUACCAAUAUUUAUUAAGAAUAAAUAUAGUUAUGAAGAAAUUCUUGAUGUGAUUAGAUAUUUUGGUUGUUCCUGGACCGUAAAAUUACCUAUUUUUGGGUCUGUCUGGAAAACCAAAAUCUUUAGUGAUAAAAUAAAAUUGAUGUUGAUUUUUCUUUUAUGUUAUUGUUUAUUGAAUAAGGAUUUUGGGUGUAAAAUAAUAUUCGUUUUUUAACGUUUGUUUUGUGAUAAUCUACAUAUAAGUGUAAAUAUUGGAUUAAAAUUAAAAAUGGAGGAAUUGGGAACGGGGGAUGCUCAGAAGUUGUAAUAGUUUGAUCAAGCUAAUCCUUAUUGAAAAUUGAAUAUACAGGGUGACUGAUACAAAAUGCAAAACCUUCCGCCUACGUGCUUAGAACAUCACGUUGAACAACUUUUAUUAUGGGGCUGACGACGAAAUCGCAAAAAAAUUUAGCUGUUCCAUACGAAAUUAGCUACCGCGGCAAAAUUUGUAGAACACCUGACUUGUUUUCGUGAUUUCUGUGCCGGCUUCAUAGGAUAAGUUGUUGGCUAUGAUGGCCUGAGCAAGUAUGCGUAUAUGUAGUUUAUCGUUUGACACCACUAACCCUGUAUAUAUCAUCAUGUUUCCCACAGGGAUGGGCAGAGAUUAUGGAUUUACAUAAUUUUAAUACCUUUACACUGUAGAGUUUCAUUGUGUCUCGGUGUAACAUUUGCAAAAACUACACUGCGAUUUUUAAAUACAACAUACAAACUUAUAGUCACAUCUAUAUCUCUUGCGGGUUAGCAGAGCCAAAAGUUUUGAAAAACUGAAAGGCCACGUUCAGCUGUUUGGCUUAAUGAUAGAAUUGAGAUUCACAUAGUGACAGGUUGUUAGCCCAAAUACAAUAAAGUAUUUUAAAUAAAAUUAUCUAAAUAUCACUGAGUGACUGACAUAUCAACCCAUUACCCAAAGGUAUGCUACAUAGGUCAAGAGAUUUGAAAUAGGUGCGUCGUGUAGUUUCCUUAUACGAUCUAGGGGUGACUUAGAGAGGAUUUUUAAAAUUUCCGUUGAUUAUAGUAGUAUUUAUUGGUAAAAGGGAAAAAAGGUAUUUAAAAAAAGAAUGUAAUCUGUUUAAUGUGCCAAGAUUACUGGCAGCGUUUCUUGGCCGCAUCGGGUGAGAGCUUACCACUCGGGAAGGUUAGAAUAGCUAUAAUUGCAAAUUGCCCGCAGCUUCGUUUCCGUUGGAAUUUUCGGAAUAUAUUAAUUCGUAUGUUUUAUAUGUCUUAAGUUAACGUAAUUUUUUUUAUUAAUUUAUUUUUUAUUUUAAGGGUCGAAUUACACAGAUUGAGUUAGACCCGAAGUAAGCGCGAGACUUGUGUUACGAGAUACUAACUUAACGAUGCUAUAUUUUAUAAUAAAUACUUAUGUAGAUAAACAUCCAAGACCCAGACCAAUCAGAAAAAGUUCUUUUCUCAUCACACCCUGGCCGGGAUUCGAACCCGGGACCCAAUUAUUAUAACUACAAUAUGUCUUUUAUUAUUUAACUUAUUAAGACUUAUAUAUUAUAGCAUUGCACUAAUUUAUUUUUAGGUUUUCUACUUGGUUACCUAUCUAUUUUUGUUUAGAUAAUCUGAUUUAAAAAAAAUAGAAAUUUAAAUCAAAUCCGUUCAUUGCAUUUCAUUUUACACACAUACCUACACAUAAAGAUAUACAGAUUCAUGGAAGAACACAGAAUAUAGAAUUAUACACAAAAGGAUUAUUUGGGAUAUUUCCACGCGAACGGAGCUGCGGUCAAAAAAUAGUUGUAGUUUUAAAACAAUUACUUUUUUAAACUUUAUUGUUGUUGUAUCAAAAUUUUCAUUAUUAUAGAAAUAAUAAGUAGGUAGGAAUAUAUUAAGUCUCAAGUACCUACCUCGUUAGAAUGCGUUUUUGUCUUAUAUAAUAAUGAAGAGAUAAUGUUUUUCUUUUGUUUGUAAAGUAAAUAAAUUCACAUAUUAGACCGAUUUUGAUGGAUUUGUAACUGAGACAAGAUCUUUAAAAGUCUAGCAUGUAAUGAAAUAUCUAAUAUAUUCAAACGAGCAAUUCUUGUAUUUAGGAUCUUGGAAACGGCUCCAACGAUUUUCAUGAAAGUUACAGAUUAGGGGCUUUUCGGCUCAAGGAAUCGAUUUAUCAAGGUCCUAGGUUCGAGAAAAGCUCGGUUCCCAAGAUAUAUAAACAUUUUAAAAACCGCGUUUUAAGAAACUAUAUCAGCGCCAUCUCUGGUAGACCUCUGGUCAACCGGGUACUUAAAUAAUAUAUUAUGUUCACAAACGCGACGCCUGCGCAAUUUUUAUGUAAAUUUUAUACUAGCCGGAAAAAUCUUUUUGCCAUUACAAUAAGGAUGAAUUUUAGCUGUAAAGUAGUUCAAAAUGUUUACCCGGAGCAUCCCUCUCGUUGUAUAGAUAUUAGAUAUUUAGUUAUAUUUGUAAUUGUUUCUAUAAAUAAAUAUAUAGAUUAAAUGUUACUUUUUAUUAAGGAAAAGUUUGAAUUCUUAUUGUCACUGUUUUGUGGAAUUUUAGAAAUUUAUUCUUUUGCAAUUUUUCAGUGCCGUGUGGUUUCUGGCACCAACAGAAAAAGAAUAGGACUACCCCAUCUCUUUCCCAUGGAUGUCGUUAAAGGCGGCUAAGGGAUAGGCUUAUAAACUUGAGAUUCUUCUAUUAAGCGAUGGGCUAGCAACUUGUGACUAUUUUAAUGCUAUCAUUGAGCCAAGCAGCUAAAUUUGGCCAUCAGUCUUUUCGAGACCGUUGGCUCUGUCUACCCCGCAAAGGAUAUAGACGUAAUUAUAUGUUUGUAUGUAUAUAAAUGAGAUUCAAGUAGUGACUAUUUUAAUCUCAAUUAUAUUAUUAAGCCAUACGUUGCAAAAACCACAUUCUGCUGUUUGGCUUAAUGAUAGAAUUGUGAUUCAAAUAGUGACAGGUUGCUAGCCCAUCGCCUAAAAGAAGAAUCCCAAGUUUAAAAGUCUAUCCCUUGAUUGACUUUACAAUCUGCACGGGUAGAGAAGCAGCUGGACUGUUUUUUUCAUCACUGACAGCCCAGAAUGGUAAAGCUUCCCUUAGUCAACUUUAACAACUUCCAUGGGAAAGAGAUGUCCCAAGGCACGUCCUUCGUAACUAAUAAGGAAAAUAAAUAAAUUGAUUUCCUGUCUUACUGUGUUUUGGUAAAUAAAUAAUAUUGUCAGCGACUUAAACUCAAGAAAUGAGAGACAGUUAAGACAUUUAGGCCUUAUCUAUGUUUGCGAACCCACACGAUAAUCACCUCAACGUUAUUUGAUACAUGCGAUACAGUGUAUCGGUCAGGCAUUUAUUUAUAACGUCUAUUGUACAUACAAAUCUUUAUGUGUGGAAAUAAAUGGUUAUUUCAAAUUAUCAUAA
Amyelois transitella is the source of this 7085-nucleotide messenger RNA. RefSeq names its product zinc finger protein 224. The transcript is spliced from 2 exons. Gene Ontology annotation, molecular function: DNA-binding transcription factor activity; RNA polymerase II cis-regulatory region sequence-specific DNA binding. Gene Ontology annotation, biological process: regulation of transcription by RNA polymerase II. Bases 331 to 1821 code for a protein of 496 amino acids. Lineage: Eukaryota; Metazoa; Arthropoda; Insecta; Lepidoptera; Pyralidae. The record is from RefSeq and is a predicted model, not a curated record.